AUGGCUGCUUCUUCUUCUCUAACUUCAUCUCUGUCUCGCAAUUGGAUGUAUCAAGUCUUCCCGAGCUUCUGUGGAGGAGACGUGCGCAAAGCCUUUCUUAGUCACAUUCUGAAAGAGCUCAGAAGCAAGGGAAUCACACCUUUCAUCGACAACGAGAUCAAGCGAGGCCAAUCGAUCGGUCCCGAGCUCGUGCUAGCGAUCAGAGAAUCAAGGGUUGCGAUCGUCUUGCUCUCCGUUAACUACGCUUCUUCGAGCUGGUGUUUGGAUGAGCUAGUGGAAAUCAUCAAGUGCAGGGAAGAGCGUCAACAACAAACAGUGAUGACCAUUUUCUACCAAGUGGAUCCAACCGACGUGAGGAAGCAGAUCGGAGAUUUCGGAGACGCCUUCGAGGAAACGUGCGUGGGGAAAAGUGAAGAGGUGAAGCAGGCAUGGAGGCAAGCGUUGAAGGACGUCGCGAGUAUAGCUGGUUAUCACACUCGCAACUGGGACAAUGAAGCUGAUUUGAUCAGCAAAAUUGCCUCAGAUGUUGCAGGCGUGUUGGAUUUUACACCAUCAAGGGACUUUGAUGAGUUUAUUGGGAUUGAAGCUCGUAUCAUGGAGAUUAAUUCGUUGCUGAGUUUGGAAUCAGAUGAAGUAAGGAUGGUAGGGAUUUUGGGUCCUGCUGGGAUUGGUAAGACGAGCACUGUGAGAGUUUUAUAUGACCAGCUCUCUCGUGGUUUUCAAUUCAGUGCGUUUAUGGAGAAUAUCAAAGGGAGCUAUGCGAGGCCUUGUUACGAUGACUAUCAAUUGAAGCUGUGUUUGCAGAAACAGUUGCUGUCUCAGAUUGUCAACCAAAAGGAUGUUGAGGUUCGUCACUUGGGAGUGGCUCAGGAGAAGCUGAGGGAUAAGAAGGUAUUGGCUGUUCUUGAUGAAGUGGAUUGCUUGUGGCAGUUGAAUGCAGUGGCAAACCAGCCUGGAUGGUUUGGCGGCGGGAGUAGGAUUGUUAUCACAACGGAAGAUAGGAAAGUUUUGAAAGCACACGGGAUCGAUCGUAUUUACGAGAUGAAAUUUCCGACUAGAGACGAGGCUCUUCAAAUCUUCUGCCUUUAUGGUUUUGGGCAGAAGUAUCCGUGUGAUGGGUUUGAAGAGCUUGCUUGGGAAGUCACUGAACUUGCUGGUCGUCUUCCUCUAGGCCUGAGAGUGUUGGGGUCGUAUCUUCGAGGAAUGUCCAUGGACGAGUGGAUAGACGCAAUACCAAGGCUCAGGUCUAGCCUUGACAGAGAUAUUGAAUCAACGUUAAGAUUUAGCUAUGACGUGCUGAGUGAUAAAGAUAAAGCUCUUUUUCUGCAUAUUGCAUGUUUCUUUGUUGGCUAUAAGGUCGGUCGCGUUAAGAGAUGUCUUGCAAAUUGUGGUUUGGACGUCAACCAUGGGGUUCUGGUCUUGGCUCAGAAAAGUCUCAUAACCAUAAUAGAAGACGGAUCCGUGGAGAUGCAUUGUUUACUGCAACAGAUGGGAAGAGAAAUUGUCUAUAAACAGUCUUUGGGCGAGCCUGGAAAGCGACAGUUCUUGAUGGAUACCACGGAGAUAUCUGAUUUACUUGAUGAAGAUACUGGUACUGGAACUGUUCUAGGCAUAAAGCUCCAAACUUUUGAGAGAGAAGAAAUCCGAAUAAGUAGAACAGCUUUCCAAGGGAUGAAUAAUCUCCAGUUUCUAGCAGUCGGCUCUAUAAGCUUAUGCACACCCGAAGGCCUCAACUGUCUUCCAGACAAACUCAGAUUAAUAGAGUGGGACGACUGUCCAUUGAGACUUUGGCCUUCCAAGUUCUCUGGCAAGUUUCUUGUCGAACUAGUCAUGCGCCAAAGCAAAUUUCAGAAGCUUUGGGAGGGAAUCAAACCUCUCAAAUGCCUCAAGCGGAUGGAUUUGAGUUUUUCUCAGCAUCUGAAAGAGAUUCCAGAUCUCUCAAACGCAACGAGUCUCGAGGAACUAGAUCUCUAUGAAUGCUCAAGUUUGUUAGAGCUCACAAGCUCUAUUGGCAAUGCCACUAAGCUUACAUUCUGCAGACUUGGCAGUUGCUUACUUUUGAAGGAGCUCCCCUCUUCUAUUGGUAGGUUAAUCAAACUCGAGUUCCUGGACCUCAAUGGUUGCUCGAGUUUGAAAGACCUCGGCGGUUGCUCGAGUUUAAAAGAAGUUGAUCUGAGCUAUUCUGGGAUAGAGGAAGUGCCAUCAUCAAUCAGUUCUUGGUCUUGUAUUUAUAAAUUGGAUAUGUCAGGGUGUAGAAACCUCAAGGAGUUCCCAAAUGUUCAUGACACCAUUGAAGAGUUGGUUUUGUGCGAGACAGGGAUAGAGGAAGUUCCUCCAUGGCUUGAGAAUCUGUUUCGUCUGCGUAAACUAGUCAUGUAUGGAUGCAAGAAGCUGAAAAUUAUAUCUCCAAACAUUUCUAAAUUGGAGAAUCUUGAGUUUCUUGGUCUGCGUAUCUCUGGCGAAAAUGUGUUUGAUAAUGCUCGCUUAUUCAAAGCAGUAAUCGAAUGGGGCCCUGACAUGAAGCACAGCUGGACAUUACGAUCAGACUUUAAAGUUCACUACAUUUUGCCGAUAUGUCUACCCGAAAAGGCUCUUACAUCUCCACUGUCAUUAUGUUUCCGCAGCAAUGGUUUCAAGACUAUUCCAGAUUGCAUCAGACGUCUAUCCGGACUAAGUAAACUUGACAUCACAGAAUGCAGAAAGCUCGAAGCACUUCCACCGCUUCCAGGUUCCCUUGUAUUUUUAGAUGCACAAGACUGUAUAUCCUUGAAGAGAAUAGACUCUUGUUUUCAGAAUCCAAAGAUUUGCCUAAACUUUGCUGCCUGCAUCAACCUGAAUCAAAAAGCGAGAAAGCUCAUCCAGACAUCAGCUUGCAAAUAUGCGCUCUUACCCGGUGUAAAAGUACCUACACACUUCACUCACCAGGCUGCUUCAGGUUCCCUAGCGAUCAAUUUGACUCCACGACCUCUUCCUUCAUCCUUCGGAUUCAAAGCUUGCAUCUUGCUGUCACAAGGCAGCAUUAAUUCUGAGGAUCACAGUGAUGAAGAGGAUGAGAAGUCAAUGAUGGGUGUGUCUUGUCGCGUCAGGGGUAAACAGAAUGGCCUCACUGUCCAAUAUGGAUCAAACCAGCUUCAUAUGCCAGCUCUAUAUGGAUAUACAGAUCAUCUGUAUAUAUUUGAAGAUUCUUUCUGUCUAAACCAGGAUUUCCCUGAAGCCGAAGAAGCUACUUUCAGCGAGCUUGUGUUUAACUUCAUAGUCCAUGAUAAAACCUGGAAGGUGAAAGGCUGUGGUGUACGAGUUUUGAAUGGAGAAAAUGCAGAUGAUGAUGAAGGUGGUGAGGAUGAAGAUGAUGACUGUGGUGGUGAGGAUGAAGAUGGAGAUGAUGGUGAUGGUGAGGAUGAUGAAGGUAGUGAGGAUGAUGGAGUUGGUGAUGGUGAUAAUGACGACGUUGAGGAGGAUACAGAGGAUGUAAAUGAAACUCAAGAAGGAGAAAAAUCUGGGUAUCAGAGUUAUGGAAUCUUAUCUGCAAAUCAGAUUCCCUCCCGAAGAAGAAUGCGGGUAUGA
This is a messenger RNA of Microthlaspi erraticum, 3564 nucleotides long. The record is from the annotation of a GenBank genome assembly. NCBI's taxonomy places the organism in Eukaryota, Viridiplantae, Streptophyta, Magnoliopsida, Brassicales, Brassicaceae.